Molecule: messenger RNA, 1166 nt
Organism: Lolium perenne
Lineage: Eukaryota; Viridiplantae; Streptophyta; Magnoliopsida; Poales; Poaceae
Source: RefSeq, a predicted model, not a curated record
UUAAUUACUCGUGGUUUGCAGGACCCACGCGUCUCGCCAUCGACGUUGCCGGUGCUCGUGCACGAUCUCGGAACACAGACCGAUGACCCGCCAACGCAAUACAGCAUCUCCAGCCAAGCCCUGAGCACGGUAGCCAUCGACGAGCUGCGACGCUACCGCUGCUUCGUGACCCCACAGGGCUGGGUGCUCGCUCUCGACCCAACCUCCUGCCAGACGUUCCUAUGGCGGCCUCAAGACGGCGAGAGGAUCCAGCUGCCACCCAAGAAGCAGGGGUUCCCUGAAAGCUGCAAGUGCUUGCUCUCCGACAUGCCAGGUGCGGCUUCAGGCUGCGCCGUUGUGGUCUUUGAUCUCGACGACCGUCAGAUGUGGGUGUGCAAGAUUGGGGCGACCGACUGGGACAGCCACCGCUAUGAACCCGCCAUGUACGUCAAAGGUAAGAUCCCACGGAUGAGUAUGAGGAACAUUGCGAGGUGCCACGGCAUCGCAGCCGUCGGUGACAAGAUCUACUUUGAGUUAACAGCCCGUGAGAUGGGGGUCAUUGAGUUUGAUGGAAAGGCGGGACUGAAACUGGACACCAUAGAGGUUGACAUGGUCGACCUGCCGCUAAGCACGCCCAUGGCUUCAAUGUACUUGGUUGAGUCCUGCGGUGACUUCUUCCUCGUUGUCAUCUUCUUCGAUGGCGACAAUGUGCACAAGAUAGCCAAUCAUGCCAUCUACAAGAUGGAUUUCUCAGGGCCAGAAUGGUGCGAGGUGGACGAAAUUGGCGCUGAUACAGUCUUCCUUCUUGGUGGGGAUAUGCUUGGGAAAUCUUGUUUUGGGGCAUCGUGCUUGGCUCCUGAACCUGGUCGCAGAGGCAACUGCAUAUACUUUUUGAACCACAUGGCCACGACUGAGAGUUUUCUACAUGUCAUCGACCUGAAGACAGGGACGGAACAAGUGCAAUGGCCUUUCAGGCACAAUGGCUAUCAUAUGCCAGUCCGGUUGCCGUUCUGGCUACUACCUACAGAAUCCACCUUUCAGGCACAAGGGUUAUCUUUUGUCCCCUGUAAUCCGAGGCCUCUUGCAAGGAGAUACCUUUUUAACUUUUCCUGUAUUUUCUUCUUCUUCUUGUUUCUUUUCCGAACUAUGUACUGAACCUGAAUCAGGUGUAAUUUGUGCUCUGUUUA